CCGGGGCAAACCCAUCAAACUCCACUUCCAACAUCAGCCUUGUCUUUAUAAAGUUUCUCUUCCCUCAAUCUCAUUCCCUUCUUCUCAUCGGCUGCUUCAAGAUGGUUGACAAGAUCACUCCCACUGAUCCUAGGAUCCAAUUCAAAACCGCCAACCUCAAUGGCGUCACAUACGGCUACAUCCUCGCUGAACCACAAGAGAAAGCUGUAGAUACUAUCUUCCUCGUCCAUGGAUGGCCGGAUUUGGCUUUGGGAUGGCGAUACCAAAUUCCCCUCCUCCUCUCCCUAAACCUCCGCGUCGUAGUCCCCAACAUGAUGGGCUACUCCGGGACCGACGCCCCUGACUCCCCCACUUACUACACCUUCAAGCGCGCCGCCGACGACAUCGCCGCUCUCGCCUCCCAUCUUUCCCUCUCCACCAUCAUCCUCGGCGGCCACGACUGGGGCGGAGCCGUCGUCUUCCGCGUCGCCUUGCACCACCCCACCCUGAUAACCGCAAUCUUCACAAUCUGCUCGCCCUUCGCGCCCCCGCGCUCCACGUACAUCCCGGUCUCCACCCUCCCAAACUUCAAAUACCAAAUCCAUCUCGCCUCCGGCGAAGUCGAGACCAUCAUUAUAGGCGAGGCGAAAAUCAGGGAGUUCUUAAAUGGGAUGUAUGGCGGGAGGACAGUGAGCAAGAAGCCGAUGUUUAGCGUUACCGAGGGCGUGCAUUUUGAGAAUCUAGAGGGCAUUGGACCCUCCCCUCUCUUGUCGAAGGACGAAAUGGAUUUUUACGUGAAGGAGUAUAGUAGGAAUGGAAUUCACGGCCCCCUGAACUGGUACAGGACUGACAAGCUGAAUUUCGAGGAUGAGAAGAGCUUGGCGGGUUUUUGGGAGGAAGGGGGGAAAUUGGAGAUCCCGGUGCUGUAUGUGGCGGGCACGAAAGAUAUUGCGCUGCCGCCAAGUUUGGGGGCGAAGAUGGGGAGGUUUUGUAGUGAUUUGAGGAAGGAGGAGGUUGAGGCGGGACAUUGGGCGCUUUGGGAGAAGCCGGAGGAGGUUAAUAAGUUUGUCGGGGAGUGGUUGAGAGAUGUUGUGCUUAAGGGGAAGACGGGGACUAAAAGUGUUUUGUAGGUUAGGAGAUAUGAAUGUCGCUUGUUGUCUCGUAUUUUCUCUUGAGUUUAUGGCGCCAUUGGAUAGUUCCAGGUAUUCUCAGUCUUUGUUUGCAAUCUUUGAUAGUAUUCAAGUUUUUAUGUGCAACAGGAAAGGAAAGUUUGGCGGAAUAGAUGCACAAAGACUUUAGAAGAGGAAUUAAAGACGAUUCCUGAAGGAAGUAUUCCUCGAAUGAAGGUAAUCGGAUUUAAUAAUUUUGUCUCAUUUCCAAAAUAAUAGAUAUUUCCC
Hyaloscypha bicolor E is the source of this 1376-nucleotide messenger RNA. Its product is annotated as epoxide hydrolase. The coding region runs from base 102 to 1109 and encodes 335 amino acids. The record is from RefSeq and is a predicted model, not a curated record. The transcript has 2 exons. Gene Ontology annotation, molecular function: hydrolase activity. NCBI's taxonomy places the organism in Eukaryota, Fungi, Ascomycota, Leotiomycetes, Helotiales, Hyaloscyphaceae.